AUGUCCACCUACACUGUAACCACCAAGAUUUUCCCAACACUCAAUCAAUCCAUUCUCGAAUCUUUCAAGGACGACUUGGAUGCACAACAUGAUCUUACCAUUGUGUAUGAUGCUAUUCAAAUUGCUUGCAAGAACAUUGCAGCUUGCAUUCGUAAAGCACCCAUUGAAGACUUGACAGGUGUCUCUGGAACCACCAACUCAAUGGGAGAAGAAGUCAAAAAACUCGAUCUCAUUGCCAACGAUUAUUUCAUCAAUUCACUCUCCAAGUGCAAGAGAGUUUGUGCAAUGGUUUCCGAAGAGAAUGGAGAUGUGAUUUUGCCAAGUUGUGAUCCAAGCGAAAUUCAAGGUCCAUAUGUUGUUUGUUUUGAUCCUUUGGAUGGUAGUAGUAAUAUUGAUGUUGCUGUUCCUGUUGGUUCCAUUUGGUGUAUUUACAAACGCCUCCAACCAGAGAAGAAGGGUUGUUAUGGAUCGUUGGAGGAUUGCUUACAGAGCGGAUCAAAUAUUAUUGCUGCUGGUUAUGCCAUGUAUGGCUCUUGCACAAUGAUUGUGAAUGCCACGAAGCGAGGCGUCAAUGGAUAUACUUUGGAUCCUGUCUCUGGAGACUUUGUGCUCACACACCCUGAAAUGAAAGUACCAAAGAAAGGCUCUAUUUAUUCUGUGAAUGAAGGUAAUCAUAGGACAUGGAAUGAAAGUACUAAGGAAUAUGCUUUGUUGAAGAAAGGAAGUGAUGAGAAGAAGCCUUAUUCACUCCGAUAUGUUGGUUCUAUGGUUGCUGAUGUUCAUAGGACUAUCAUUAAGGGCGGUAUUUUCAUGUAUCCAGCUGACAAGGCUUCUCCAAGCGGUAAAUUGCGUUUGCUCUAUGAAUGCAACCCAAUGUCAUAUAUUAUUGAAAAGGCUGGUGGAAAGAGCAUUGCUGGAUUAAAGGGAAGUAUGUUGGACAUUGUACCAACAAAGAUCCAUCAACGUGAACCAAUUUAUUUAGGAAGUACAGCAGAUGUGGAAGAAGUUGAACAAAUCAUGAAAAGACAUGGCCUUUAA
Molecule: messenger RNA, 1038 nt
Organism: Naegleria fowleri
Lineage: Eukaryota; Heterolobosea; Eutetramitea; Acrasida; Naegleriidae
Exons: 4
Coding region: 1-1038 (345 amino acids)
Biological process (GO): fructose 6-phosphate metabolic process; fructose metabolic process; sucrose biosynthetic process
Cellular component (GO): cytoplasm; cytosol
Molecular function (GO): fructose 1,6-bisphosphate 1-phosphatase activity
Source: RefSeq, a predicted model, not a curated record